UUCAGUCGGGUCCACAGUCAAAUUUCAAAUGUCAAUCAACAGCCUAACCUAAUUUAAAAAAUGAAAGUUAAAUUGUUUAGGCUCUUAAAUUAAUUAUUAUCAAGUAUUUCUCUAAUACUUUUUAAAAUGGUACAUAUUUUAAGAAUCGUAAAUAAUGUGCACAAAUCAUUUGUAAGAAACAAAACUCCAUCAAAAAGUUGUAUGAGUCGAAAGUAUACAUCUCAAUCUUCAAGUUUACCAAUUGAAAUUAGAAGGAUUAGAAAUUUUAGUAUAGUUGCUCAUGUAGAUCAUGGCAAAAGUACUUUAGCAGAUCGCUUCUUAGAACUAACAGGAGCAAUCAAGCCCGGUAAAGAAAAUGCGCAAGUUUUAGAUCAGCUACAGGUCGAGAAAGAAAGAGGAAUUACAGUAAAAGCUGUAACAGCUUCAUUGAAUUAUACAUAUGAAAAUGAAUCAUAUUUAUUAAAUCUUAUUGAUACUCCAGGUCAUGUAGACUUUUCAAAUGAAGUGGUACGCAGUGUUACUGCUUGUCAAGGAGUUAUAUUUUUGGUUGAUGCAAAUGAAGGCAUACAAGCUCAAACUGUGGCAGUACAUUCCCUUGCCAAAAAGAACAAUUUAACUAUCAUACCAACACUGAAUAAAGUAGAUUUGCCAAGAGCAAAUCCAGAGAAGGUUAAAGCACAACUCAAAUCUGUUUUCAAAAUUAAUUCUGAUGCAGUGCUAAGUAUUUCGGCUAAAAAAGGAUGGGGUGUGCAAGAGCUACUAGAAGCGAUAAUAACCAGAAUACCACCUCCAAAUGUUACUUUAAAUGAUCAUUUUAGAGCUCAUAUAAUCGACACCUGGCAUGACAAGUAUAGAGGUGUUCUGUGUUUAGCUUAUAUUCAUUCAGGAACUCUUAAAAUGGGACAGACUGUUAAGUGGAGAUCAGAUGUAAAACAACACACUGUGAAAUAUCUAGCACUUCUCCGGCCUAGUGAAGAGAAUAUAAGUGAAGCUAUUGCUGGACAAGUAGUCAUGGUAGGUCUUGGUCCCAAAGGCGGAGGUAGUGUGGGAGACAUGUUAUAUGCACUCGAAGCAGAUCAUAACCAAGAGCCUUCUUCAGUAACAGCUGUGAAGCAUAUGGUCUACGCUGGAAUAUUUCCUGCUGAUCAAUCUCAACAUCCUCAACUUAGCGAUUCUAUCAAAAAGUUGGCUCUUAAUGACUCGGCUGUCAGCAUAAGCGUAGAUUCUAGCCCAGCUCUGGGUCAGGGAUGGCGUGUGGGAUUCUUAGGACUGCUACACCUUGAUGUGUUUACCCAGCGACUGUUGCAAGAAUAUAAAGCAGAAGCUAUACUGACAGCUCCCUCUGUCCCUUAUAAAGUAAAGGUAAAAGGCGCAAAAGUUAUUAAGCAGUAUAGAGGUGAAGAAGUUAUUGUAACGAAUCCACUGCAACUUCCUGAUGUAAAAAAUAUAGCCGAAUAUUACGAACCAUUCGUUAUAGGUACAAUAAUAACACCAGUUGAAUAUCUAGGUGCAGUUAAUACCUUGUGCAUAGAUCGUCGAGGCUCCCCUCUUCCCUCUAGCUCCGUGGACGACACUAUGACUAUGUUACAAUACAUUUUACCUCUUUCUGAAGUAGUUAUGGACUUCCACGACACCCUUAAGAGUAUCACUUCUGGUUUUGCAAGCUUUGAUUAUCAAGAUUAUGGAUUUCAUCCUAGCCCUUUAGUGAGAAUGGAUAUUCUUAUCAAUGGAGUAUUAGUAGAUGAGUUAUCUUCGAUAGUACACUCCAGUCGUCUUGAAUAUAACGCUAGAAAACUAACUUCAAAAUUAAAGGAAAUGAUCCCGCGUCAAAUGGUGCAGGUAGCAAUACAAGCGGUAGUAGGUGGCAAAGUUUUGUCGAGAGAAACUCUCAAAGCCUACAGAAAGGAUGUUACAGCAAAAUUGUAUGGUGGUGAUGUGACACGAAGAAAGAAAUUAUUAAAACAACAAUCCGAAGGGAAGAAAAAAAUGCGAAGUGUUGCCAAUAUAAAAAUUCCAAGAAAUACCUUUAUAGAUGUGUUGAAAAAAUAAUAAUAAGUUUAAUUUAUUUUCAUAUUAAUAAUAAACUACUAGUAAAUAAGCAU
Messenger RNA from Zerene cesonia (dogface butterfly), 2102 nucleotides. RefSeq names its product translation factor GUF1 homolog, mitochondrial (gene waw). Bases 127 to 2049 code for a protein of 640 amino acids. The record is from RefSeq and is a predicted model, not a curated record. Gene Ontology annotation, cellular component: mitochondrion. The transcript has 11 exons. Gene Ontology annotation, biological process: positive regulation of translation. NCBI's taxonomy places the organism in Eukaryota, Metazoa, Arthropoda, Insecta, Lepidoptera, Pieridae. Gene Ontology annotation, molecular function: GTP binding; mitochondrial ribosome binding; GTPase activity.